Molecule: messenger RNA, 1503 nt
Organism: Aphidius gifuensis
Lineage: Eukaryota; Metazoa; Arthropoda; Insecta; Hymenoptera; Braconidae
Product: ovalbumin-related protein X-like
Exons: 8
Coding region: 174-1469 (431 amino acids)
Molecular function (GO): serine-type endopeptidase inhibitor activity
Source: RefSeq, a predicted model, not a curated record
UGAAUAAAAAAAAUAAGCAACAAGUACCCAACUACCCAGCCCAACCUCGAAUGACACAUCAUUCUCAUUGUUCAACAGUAAACAUUGUACAUUAAUAAUUGUCUAAAAAAUAUAUAAUUGUUAAUAAUAUAAAUUAUCAAUGACUUGUUUUAAUAAUUAUAAAUAAUUUCUUAAUGUUAAUCAAGUCAAGAUACCUGAAUAAUUAUUGGCACUUAUUGAAUUUUAUCAUUUUCAAUAUCUAUUUGAUUAUUGGAUUUAUUAUUCAAUCAGUUUUGUUGGAUAAUAAUAUGGAAUCAGAUAGUAGCCAGAUAGCAUUGUUCACAAUGGAGGCAGAAUCAUGUCGAGUAUUUUCAUCAAAUCUUUUUAAAGGAACAACUGAAGUUUAUGAAAAUUCAAAAAAUAUUAUUCUCUCACCACUGAGUGUUCAUGUGACAUUGUCAUAUUUGUGUCAUGGUGCCAGAGAAAAUACAGCUAAUGAAAUGAUGAUGGGUUUGAGUAUAAAUACAAAUGAUUGGUCACAAUAUGAAAUGCAUAUUGGAUAUAGAAAUCUUCUUGCAUCAAUAAAUGAAACAAGUAAAGCUGAUUUAAUAAUUGCAAAUUCAGUAUUUUGUCAUGAAUCUGUUAAAUUAAAAAGUCUAUUUUCAUCAUUGGGUACUGAUUAUUAUAAUUUUGAAAUUAAAAAUAUUAAUUUUGAUAAUAAUAUUGAAUCUGUUGGUUACAUCAAUGAUUGGAUUAUUAAAAAAACAAAUAACAAAAUAAAUGAUGUGAUAAAAUCAGAUGAUAUAAGUGAAGAUACCAAAUUAAUUUUAGUCAAUGCAAUAUACUUCAAGGGUACAUGGCAACAUCCAUUUGAUCCUGAUAAAACAUCUGAUAGAGAUUUUUAUAUUACAAAAUUAUCAUCAAUUAAAGUACCAAUGAUGACUAAUAAACAAAGAUAUGCUUAUGGAAAAUUACCACAAUAUAAAUCGAAAUUUAUUGAGCUUCCAUAUACUAUUGAAGAUCUUAGUAUGAUGAUAAUAUUACCUGAUGAUAUUGAUGGCUUAUCAUUGAUUGAAAAAAAUUUCGAUUGGAAUUUAGUUGUUGAUGCUGAAAUUGGCAGGGGUGAUGUUAUUUUACAUUUGCCAAAAUUUAAAAUUCAAUGUACAACUAAUCUCAAAGAAAUUCUUCAAAAUAUUGGCUUUAAAAAUAUGUUUGAAAAUGCAGCUGAUUUUAGUGGUAUAUCAGAGACACCAUUAAAAGUUAGCAAAGUUAUACAAAAAGCAUUUAUUGAAGUUAAUGAAGAAGGCUCUGAGGCAGCAGCAGCAACUGUUGUUAAAAUGCGAUUAAAAAGAUCACUGGAAGAACCAGAAGAAUUUAAUGUAAAUCGUCCAUUUAUGAUUGCAAUUCGUCAUAAACCAAGUAAUAUUCCUUUAUUUAUUGGUAGAGUAUGUGACAUUGGGAAAGAAGUUAUUGUUAAAGAUGAGCUUUAAUCAAACAAUAAAAUAAUCAAAUAAUAAAAAUAAA